Messenger RNA from Fimicolochytrium jonesii, 2660 nucleotides. RefSeq names its product Centrosomal spindle body, CEP44-domain-containing protein. Gene Ontology annotation, cellular component: spindle pole; centrosome. The record is from RefSeq and is a predicted model, not a curated record. Bases 339 to 2660 code for a protein of 773 amino acids. The transcript has 4 exons. NCBI's taxonomy places the organism in Eukaryota, Fungi, Chytridiomycota, Chytridiomycetes, Spizellomycetales, Powellomycetaceae.
CCCGGUGCCACUUUUUCGCAGCAACCCUCCCAUAAGCCUCCAUUCCGCAAACGGCACACUUGAAAGUACUGUAUACAAUUACAGGUGCAUAUACAUAGGAAACAGAAAUACAAUAACGUAGACUCGUUGUGAGCGACAGGCGGCAGGCACAUACACCGUAUCAUUCAGGUUUCCCGCAAACCGCCUCACUUGUCGCAACUGUGAUCUUAGCCAAGAUUCGUUCGCGUUGUUGGUGAUCUUCAGGGAGCUGGGCGCUGAGGACAAGGUUUAGCCAUUUGAAGUAGAAGGUUGCUCCAUAGCGUGCCGGUGGACCGCAGUGUGGGAGGGGCGUCUUCACGAUGGCGACAGGUGACUUGAGAAACAACCUAUUGAAGGUGGACGGGGACUUGCGCAGGCUGCGAUAUGGCGGCUCUCUAGACCUCUAUGCUGCCAGCAAAGGAGACCCCGUAGCACUCCUACCGUUGAUCCACUUCGUGCUCCUCGACUACUCCCCAGAGCUCUCACUCUACUUGACAACGAAAGGUUUCUGCGAUCUCUCAACCAAGAGAGACAUACGCUUCAUGGAAGCCGUCUACAAAAUGUUAAGGGAUGAAUUCGAUUACCGACCGCAGAUCACCCGUGAUCAGUUCUUUUCGACCGGGUUUGCUGAACGGAAGCUCAUAUUCAUCAGUGACUUGAUCAGAAUGGUCGAGCAAAAGACCCGAGAUCUGAAGCGGGACGGUGGUGGGCGGAACUUGACUGGGACGACGGGCCGAAGUGGUGGGGCGCAUGGGGUCAAAGGGCAUACUACGAAUGCCGCGUCAAGGCAGCCUCGCGGAACGGGGCCGGCGUCAAAGGCAACGAUCACAACACACAGCAGCUCUUCACAGGGCAGUCGACCGGUUUUGGUGCCAUCGAAUCGUAUCCUGGUGAAGAACGUCUCGGUGAUACCUGACCAGCGCUCGCCCAACUACGAGAACGGGUUCAGAAGUUCGAGGGGCUCCACAACAUCGAAAGAAAGCUCGUUCCACCCUCGCACAUCAGGGGCAGGUGUCGGACGGGCCACAUUUACUCGACACCCGCAUUCCAGUGACUCGCCACCGCAGGCCUCCCACUCUGAUAACAGCUUUGGGAGCGAGAAUGGAUACGAGCGGCACGAGGUUUCUGGCAGUAGCGAAUCCUCCGACCUACUUCGCGGGAUGGACAUCGUUCAACAACGCCAGGCGCAAGCGCAUGUCGAUCAGUCCACGAUAUCCACAACGAAUGAGACUCGCACGCAUGUUGAGCGGCAUUACGCCCCGCCACAAACCAACUCCUCCACUUCCCACCAGGCGCAACAACAUCUGCGGCCCCAUACUUCUAGCAAGCCUUCAGGUCCCUCACGUCCGACCCAGAACCGCUUCCCAAUGCGCCCAGGGGAAGGCACAACGAUCUAUGAGCCGGCUAUCGCUCCACAACCGGCUGCCCCUCCACCCACGUUGCCGCCUCAAAACUUUGAUAUUAGUUUUCAGUCACAGCCGUCAAUGAUGAGGACGACACCGAUACCCAAAGCUGGGAUGCUGGAUGAUACCUUCAUUUCGGAGCCGUCGAUGCAGGAAGAUGGGCGUGGUGCGAGGGGUGGUUUAGGUGGCAACGGUCCUACGGCGGGACAAUUGCUAAACGGUGAUCGAUCGUGGGAGCAGAAAGUCGAAAAUCAGGAAGAGGGUCAGCGACAGGCGACAAAUUGCGGCCCCCUGAACGACGUACAGCAACAUGACACACGGCGAGAACCGGGAUCAUCUCACCCAGCACCCGACGACGUGCAUGAUACAGCCCCGGCCCCGCGGAAAAGCAGCAGCUUGACAUCACCCUUCCUUCUCCGCUCCUGGGUGGCGCCAACCGCUCCGCCAGCCAACACCGUCCCGUUGCCAUCACCCACACACGCCAAUCCAUACGCGCAACAACAACAAAACCCACAUAGCCAACUUCAAGCAUUACCCAGUCAGUCGAAUUCCUCACCCAAUGCCUCCAUACCUCUGCGCACACUACCAAAUGAUCAAGUGUCCGUGGAAGCAGUGUUUGAGCAUUUCAUGAACAUGUUUGCUGUGAAGCAUGAGGAAAUUAUGAGCUUGCGACAUCAAAUUGCUGCCGUUGCAGACCAGCAGGAAGGGAUUGCAUCGGAACUGGUGUCCCGCAUUCAGUCGGUGGAGAACACCUUGAGGACAAUCCAGGAGACCGGCUCGAGGGCAGUGAAUGGAUCUCGUGCACCUCCGGGUACGUGGAACGGCGCAACACCCUCCGAUGAUCGCGACAUACCAGCAUCGCAAAACCCCGAGUCGCGUCAUCCGAAUGGGCGUGCGGAUCACUAUUCUGCAACUGCCGCAUGUCAAUCCACCGAUGGGCGGACUUCACAAACCAUGCGGUCGGCGAAUGAGGUAUCUUGUCGGAGCUCUGAGCUACAACGUUACGCGUGGUCUUCACAGCCUGGCAACAUCGGUUCUCACAUGUAUAUUUUGCAGACGGCUCAUCCAGCCCACGAGGUAGCACCUGUUGAUCCGGACAAGAGUUUCCGCGCGACGAUCAGCACCUCGCAGCCGUCGAUGAUCAAUCCUACGUUUCGGGGCACGGCUCAGGUGGGUACAUCUGCGCCGUUCACAACAUUCGCUUUCAUAUGGGUGCAACGUUCAAUCAAGUAUUUAUAA